UUUAUACUAUACGCUAGAUCACAAUUGUGACAGAAUGUGUUGGGUCUUAAGUUGUUUGGUCGUGCGGGCGCGCGCGGCCAGUGCGUUCCGCUCGGCCGCCGACGCCGCACUUGACAUUUUCCCUUAUAAGUGAUUGCAAAUGGUUUUUCCCAAGCCCGUGGCGAACUAACCUGGAUUUGUCUUUAAGAAUUGGUUUCGAGUGCUAAAAGCUGACAAAGAUGUCUGGAGGAACAACAGGCCCACUGUUGUAUUCGGUGGGCGCGGCCGUGCUGGGCAUGCUUCAGUUCGGCUUCAACACGGGCGUCAUCAACGCGCCGCGCGCCUUCAUCGAGACCUUCAUCAAAGAACAGCAUCAGGUUGACGCCGAACGAAGCUCCUUUCUGUUCAGCGUCAUUGUCUCCAUCUUUGCCGUGGGAGGCAUGAUCGGUUGUCCGUUAGCUAGCUGGGUUGCGGAGAAGCACGGACGCAAAAAUGCUUUACUCAUAAAUGCGGCAUUCGGUGUCGUCGCGGCAGCUCUUAUGGCCUUCAGCAAACUUGCGGGUUCAGUGGAAAUGAUCAUAAUUGGCAGAUUCCUCAUAGGAAUCAACUGCGGCUUCGCCACUACUGCCUCGCCGACUUACGUGUCUGAAGUGGCUCCGUUGAGACUACGCGGCGCGUUUGGUACAGUUAAUCAAUUAGCAGUGGCUUUCGGCCUAAUUUUCGCACAAAUUCUAGGAAUAGAUGCUAUAUUAGGCAGUGAUGAAGGUUGGCCGUGGCUUCUAGGGUUUGCCAUAAUUCCUUCCGGUCUGCAAUGCAUGAUGUUGCCUUUCGCUCCCGAAACACCCCGGUUUCUUUUGCUCACGAUCCGUGAUGAGCAAAAAGCUAGGCUGGCGCUUGUUAAAAUUAGAGGUAACCCUGAAAUCGACAACGAGAUCAACGACAUGCACGCGGAAGAUAGAGCCGAAAGACAAGAAGAGAAAUUUACCAUAUGGGGCUUGGUCACAGACAAAUCUUUGCGUACUCCGCUCAUAAUCGGUAUAGUCAUGCAUUUAUCACAGCAGUGGGGAGGUAUCAACGCGGUUUUGUAUUACUCUUCUACUAUCUUCGAGGGCGCCGGUCUCGAGCCCAAGGACGCCCGCUUGGCUUCUAUCGGCGUCGGCAGUAUGUUAUUCAUAAUGGCGCUGGUGUCUAUUCCGCUGAUGGACCGCCUGGGCCGACGCACGCUGCAGCUCGGCGGCCUAGCUGGCAUGACCAUGUUCUCAGUUCUCAUGACGAUAGCGUUCUUCACCUACGAGGGUAAUAAAACAAUGAGCGUAUUCGCUGUUAUCUUCACGCUGUUAUACGUCGCGUUCUUCGGUGUGGGGCCGAGCUCGAUCCCGUGGAUGAUCCUGUCGGAGCUGUUCGGGCAGUCCGCCCGCAGCGCCGCGGUCAGCAUCGGUGCGCUCGUCAACUGGUUUGCCAAUUUCAUUGUGGGCAUCACAUUUAUAUCAAUGAAAGAUGCACUAGGACACUAUGUAUUUUUGCCUUAUACGGUAUUUCUAAUAUUGUUCUUUGUAUUCACGUAUUUUAAAUUGCCUGAAACAAAGAACAGAACUAUCGAGGAAGUAACUGCAUUUUUCAAGAAGUAAAUCUGAGUCGAUACUAGUUUUAUGACACAUUCCUUAAUAUUGCCCAAAAUAUAUUGUAAAAAGUCUAAUUACACUAAAAAUUGUGAUAGCUCCUGAAUAAUUGUAAGCGAAACUUCUUUUUGUUAUGGGUAGCUCUAUGUAUAGGCACAUAUUAUGCUGUAUUCGUUCUUGUCCUGACGGUCAGCGCGAAUCUACUCGUAAAGGAAUAACAAUUAACCGAUGUCAGCGUUUCACCGUUAAGUACGGACUAAGGCGAGCCGUAUAUUAAGGCAGUGGGUUAAGUACGGUUACAAUAUUCUGGCUAUCGAUUUUGCAUAUUUUAAGAAGACUGAACAUCGCACUUAUUAUAAUCAUUUAUAGAUCUACCUACUUGAUAUUUGAAAAUACUAAGUACUUACUCGGGUAUAUUGUUAGUCAUUGUAAGGAUCACAUAUUUAUAUAUAUUAGGUAAUGUAAACUAUUAGCUAGAUGCAGUGACCCUAUUUGAAAUUAAGUAAAUAUUUACAUAUGUAAAACAAUAUUAAUCUCAUUUUAAACUUAGGUAUAAGGUAUAAGUGAUAAUACAAAUGAAAUUUUAUUGUAUAUAAUCUAUGUUCAUUUAUGAAAUGGAUAUGUUUGAAUUAUUUAUUGUUAAAUAAUGCAUCUCUUAUAGCGAGGCAAUUUUGGUCUGUUUAAUAAUACGUUAAGAGGACCAAUCUUUUGUUGUUUAUCUUGCCCGUUUACACAUUUAUUUUAUUUGAUAUUAAUGUUUCUGAUGCCAGGGUUGUAGAUUUUCUAAUAUUUUCUAUUUUUAUGAGUAUUAAUGUUUACGUAGGUAUUUGUCACAAGAAUCUUGUGACAAGAUUCUACAGUGCCUUAACUUUUUGUUUUGUUGUGAACUUUUGAAUACGUUUUACUUGUCUUUCCAUCUGUAUUUUAAAUCGAUCACCGUCCUAGAGUACUUUAGUGCCAAUAACGAAUUUAGAAAAUAAGGGCUGACCACUUGAUCUUCGAUUAACUACUUGUUUAUCAACCACUCGAGUCACUGCUCAUCGCUAUCGACGAUAAUUUUCUUCUUUCACCCAAUAUAGGAUCGCUUUAACGGGGAGUGGGGAGUCUCUGAUGAUUUUAACAUUUUCCCUAUCCAAUAUGGAAUGGUACCUACAGGUACCUAUUUAUUACAGUACCGUAUUUAAGUACAUACCUAUUAAUCCUAUUAUGUACGCUACGCAAACCUUGAAAGUUGUCUUGGGGAAUGCAUUUUGCUCUUAUAUAUGAGGAAAGUGCUAUUCUUAUAUUGUCAGUGAAUUUUUUGCAUUUACCUGGUAGAGAAGAUAGGGAUCGUGUUAAUUAUAAAAAUAAGUUCCUCUUAGAGAUCUUCUCAGAAAUUUCUGGAAUAUUUAGACGCAAAUUUUAUUUUGUUAGUGGAAAGUUUUAAUCUCCAUUCAAAAAUAUAAGGAGUUUCUGAAGCUUUCGUUUGUUUAAAUUUCGCAAUUGUGUUGAAACUUCAGCGGCACAUCAAUAUUCACACUCGAUCAAACAAACAAACAACAAAGAUAUACUUUGUUAAAACUAUUCAACGUCAUUGUACACAUAGUACCUAAAACAUACAAAUAUGUAAACUGCAAAACGUAAUUCAAGACCAAAAAAUUAAGAAAUGUUGCCACUUUUUUACUAGUGCGUCUUGUAUUUAUGUAAAAAUAAGUAAAUAAAAGCACUUUUUUAAAUUGUGGGAGUUAAAUUACGAAUAAAUAAAUUAUCUUAGAGUGAUUAUUUAUCAAAAAGGAAUUUACUAUUUUACAAACAAAUUAUUGCAGUGGGAACAUUGUCUUACUUUUUUUGGUCUUGAAUUACGUUUUGCAGUUUAAUCAAAUUUGACUUGUUGCACAUACGUAUUGUAACUUAAUUAGGUACCUUUUUAUGAAAAUGGUAGUUUUUAAUAUUUACUUACUUAGAAUUUACUAAGCAUGGGUGACAUCAGAGAUGCAAUCAGAAAUAUCGAUACAAUUACAUUUAGGUACUCCCAUUUUAAUGUGCUAAGAAUGAUUGAGUACACGAAAGAAAACAAUCUUACGUAUAAAAAAUUGUUUUAUUAAUAAUCAUCAUCAUCAUCUCAGCCAUAAGACGUCCACUGCUGAACAUAGGCCUCCCCCUUGGACCUCCAUACGUGCCGGUUGGAAGCGACCCGCAUCCAGCGUCUUCCGGCGACCUUAACAAGAUCGUCUGUCCAUCUUGUGGGUGGACGUCCUACGCUGCGCUUGCUAGUCCGUGGUCUCCACUCGAGCACUUUUCGACCCCAUCGGCCAUCUUCUCUGCGUGCAAUGUGGCCUGCCCAUUGCCACUUCAGCUUGCUAAUCCGGUGGGCUAUGUCGGUGACGGUAUUAAUAAUACUUACAAUAAAAACAGUACUUAGUUACAACAUAGUUGACCUAACUUUUGAUGCCUAUCGUAUGUUUAGAUACGUGUCAUGGGAUAACAUGACAUAUAGGUAUUAUGUACGUAAACGUACGUCUUGCUUGUAUUGUUAAUUCUGAUCACGCCUCAGAUAUCAGCUUAUAUAGGUACCUAUACCUAUUAAUUAUGUAGAUUCUACUGUUUCUUAUUAGUUAUUAGUUACAAAACCUAUUGACUAAUUGCACUAAUUUUAUGGUUUGUUCUCAAUUUGUAAUACAAAGUCUGUAAAGCCUCUUCUAUUCCGGGCAGUUAACUUCUUUACCGCCACUAUUUAUUUCGUGUAACUCGUAAUGUUAUUAAUCAUUAUUGAAAUUAAUGAAAAUUUAUUUUAUAUUGCUCACGUCACCAUAAGCAAUUAAGCAGUUAAAAAAGAGUUAAGGAACUCUGAGCCGGAAAUUUUUAACUUAAUUUUUAGAGGUAAAUAAAUUUCACAACAUUUCUAACUUUCCAAAAAGUUGGAAAAUUGAGAAAAAAAUUACAAGAGAUAAAAUUCAUCAUUGGCCACAGCAUCUUGACAGAUGAUUGUUGCAGCGACAGUUUAUAUUUUACUUCUUUAUCCGCUCGGUAUUUUACUACUUUGGAUACUUUCCGACGGUAGAUACAUCUGUACAUUUAUUUAUUUUUAUUAUAUAAUAGGAUCGAUUUAGUCCCAAUCAAAGUUCAAGUGCAAUCUCGGGUCUUUAGAAUCAAAUACAGAUUAGUAAUAUACGCAUUGUGAAUCUAAUCGAAUCGAAUGAUAAUUAUUAAUUAGAAUAAGGAAAAUUUCACAGAUAGGUAUUAAACAUACCUUAUAUUGUAAUUUUGUUGAUAUGAAAUAAUAAUUUAUUUACCGAA
Cydia fagiglandana is the source of this 4874-nucleotide messenger RNA. RefSeq names its product glucose transporter type 1-like. Gene Ontology annotation, molecular function: hexose transmembrane transporter activity. The record is from RefSeq and is a predicted model, not a curated record. Gene Ontology annotation, biological process: monosaccharide transmembrane transport. Bases 219 to 1607 code for a protein of 462 amino acids. The transcript has 2 exons. Gene Ontology annotation, cellular component: membrane. Lineage: Eukaryota; Metazoa; Arthropoda; Insecta; Lepidoptera; Tortricidae.